UAGAAGAACAUAGAAAUUUAGAACUAUACAGUAAUACGGUAACUGACGGUAACAACUGGUAACAACUGUUCAGUGCUGUUGAGUCCGAGUGGUCGUUGUAUUAUGAACACGUAUUUUACGAUGUAAUACAAUCUUGUACAUUAUUCAAAAGACAUAAAUUGUUACGUAAAUUAAAAACAAUGAUACGAAUGUCGACGAUAAUGGCUAGUAGUGUAUUAAUGAUACGAAAUGUAAGCGCCCACGAUCACUUAAUAUUAAACGGACCUUACAUUCAAUGUGUAAGAUGGAAGAGAAAGCCGAUGUGGUUACCUAUAGCAAAAACAAAAUUGUUUAGAAUUCCGGUAAAACCAGUCAUACCUACGGAAGAAGUAGAAGAACUUAAACAUGUAAACUAUCAUUACAAAACGUAUAUGAGAUCUCUGCGGCAUUAUUUCAUUACGAGGGAAGAAGCCAAUAAGGUAGAAUUCGAUCCUGUUUCUGUAAAAAAAAUGGCAGAUGAAGAGUUUCUGAAAUGUAGCAAAAUAAACGAAGAAUGGAACGCACAAAUAUCCGUCGAACGAGAACAGAGGCUAGCGCAAAGUAGAGAAGCACGCGUAAAAGAAAUUAUAGAAAAAUUAGCCGCGAAAAAGGAAAGAGACUUGAUCACUCAAGCUACAGUAGAUGCAGAAAUCAAAAAGGCGAAAGAAGAAGUUAAAACAUUUAUUACACUUGAUAAUAUAGAUGAAGCAAUUGAAAAUGCAUUGAAAACUGUUAUAGAUCACAAUGCUGCGAUUAAUCUUGAUGGGAGCUUUUAUACGGGAAAUCAUGAAAAAACUAGAGAAAAUGUUGAUAGUACUAUGUAAAUUAUAUAAUAAAUUACCUACAUAUUAAGUAGCAUUUUCUUUUUUAAUAAACAGAAAUUUAUCGCA
Messenger RNA from Hylaeus volcanicus, 908 nucleotides. RefSeq names its product probable 28S ribosomal protein S26, mitochondrial (gene mRpS26). The record is from RefSeq and is a predicted model, not a curated record. Gene Ontology annotation, cellular component: mitochondrial small ribosomal subunit. Lineage: Eukaryota; Metazoa; Arthropoda; Insecta; Hymenoptera; Colletidae. Bases 180 to 842 code for a protein of 220 amino acids. The transcript has 2 exons.